Molecule: messenger RNA, 996 nt
Organism: Cercospora beticola
Lineage: Eukaryota; Fungi; Ascomycota; Dothideomycetes; Mycosphaerellales; Mycosphaerellaceae
Source: RefSeq, a predicted model, not a curated record
AUGCGUUUCAUCACAUUCGUUGCGGCUCUCCUGCCGCUGGCAAGCGCUCUGCCAGCCUUCGAUGGGGAGUCUUCCCACGGAGCCCUUGAACAGCGCAACUACAAGCCUACCUGCGGCGUGAACGGAUACAACAAGGCUGGCCGCCCGCACUACCACUCUGUCUCUUACAAGUGCGAUCGCUACGAGUGCCACAACAUCUGUCAAAAGAGCUCCAAGUGCCAGAGUUACUCUGUUAGCAACGGCGCUUGCAGAUUGUACUCCAGCAAGGUCGUCAAGAACUGUGCCACUUCGAGCAAGUCCCCAUACAAGUACUACGACAAGUCCUGUGCUUGCCCACCAAAGCCCAACAAGCCAAAGACGACGACCACGAAGAAGUCGAGCACUACUACCAAGAAGACGAGCACCACGAAGGCCACGACGACCACUGCCAACGACGUUACCAGUACCACCAGUGCUGUUGUUUCCACCACUACCACUGCUGCUUCGACCACUACGACCAACGGCGUUACAACAACUACAACUACUCCUGUGAUCACGACUACCAGCACCACAACGAACGCACAAACAACCACUACUACUGCAACUACAACUACAACCACGGCAGUGCUUCCUCCAUCCGUCUGUGGUGGCUUCUCACCAGAGAGAGUCUCCACCCCUGAUGAGGUAGAUUACGCACGCUACUUCAGUGGCAUCGGCCGCACCCUCAACCCAGCUGGCCCCUACAACGAGGACCCUGAGAACAGCCCACCCAUCACGACUUACAUCGUGGGAACAUCGACCACAGAGCAAGCUGCCCUCGAAUGUGCCACACAAGCUUAUGACAACGGUUACUUCACCAUCGACUUGCAUUUCCGUCUCUCCCGAGGUGCGUGGGAGUGCGUGCAGUACUUGGACGUCAAUGAAGGGACCGACAGCAGCGACCCUGCCUCGUUCUACAACGUUCAGGACUUGGACGUUGCGUGCUCCUUCGGCUACACGCUCGACUUUCCUCUUUGA